Molecule: messenger RNA, 23593 nt
Organism: Coregonus sp. 'balchen'
Lineage: Eukaryota; Metazoa; Chordata; Actinopteri; Salmoniformes; Salmonidae
Source: the annotation of a GenBank genome assembly
UGGUUGGAUCUGAUCCAGACAUGUCCUGUGGAGGUGAAGAAAGUGGUGGAAGAAGAGGAGGAGAAGCAGGAGAACUAUCAUUCUGACUCUAAUCUGGAUGUAUGGACUGUAGACAGACACCAUUGUCUUACGUCAGACAGUGCGACUCUGUUCACACUUGGUUGAACUAACAUCGUACAGGAGGAGUGUUGCGUAGGAGUGACGCCACCUAUUGGACUCAGAACAGAAGACAAUGCUGUAGCCAGACAGCUGUAGCUGGCAGUGUGUGUGUGUGUGUGUGUGUGUGUGUGUGUGUGUCGUUGGUGUCCGGCCAGCUCUGCUGUUGUCUCUGAUGGCACAUAUUCCCUCUGGACUGCUGGAGGCUUGUGUGGUGGUUGGAGCAGCCAGCGAUAAACUCAGGGAACUCUAUCAGGUAGGUACAGCUGACUCAAUCAAAAGGGGACAUACACUGUUGGUUUUGCAAUACAUUGAUUUUUGUGGGCUUAGGAUACCACCACAUCCUAUUAAUCAUAUGACACAUAGUCAUACACGUCAUAUGUACAGUGGGGGAAAAAAGUAUUUAGUCAGCCACCAAUUGUGCAAGUUCUCCCACUUAAAAAGAUGAGAGAGGCCUGUAAUUUAUCAUAGGUACACGUCAACUAUGACAGACAAAAUGAGAAACAUUUUCCAGAAAAUCACAUUGUAGGAUUUUUAAUGAAUUUAUUUGCAAAUUAUGGUGGAAAAUAAGUAUUUGGUCAAUAACAAAAGUUUCUCAAUACUUUGUUAUAUACCCUUUGUUGGCAAUGACACAGGUCAAACGUUUUCUGUAAGUCUUCACAAGGUUUUCACACACUGUUGCUGGUAUUUUGGCCCAUUCCUCCAUGUAGAUCUCCUCUAGAGCAGUGAUGUUUUGGGGCUGUCGCUGGGCAACACGGACUUCCAACUCCCUCCAAAGAUUUUCUAUGGGGUUGAGAUCUGGAGACUGGCUAGGCCACUCCAGGACCUUGAAAUGCUUCUUACGAAGCCACUCCUUCGUUUCCCGGGCGGUGUGUUUGGGAUCAUUGUCAUGCUGAAAGACCCAGCCACGUUUCAUCUUCAAUGCCCUUGCUGAUGGAAGGAGGUUUUCACUCAAAAUCUCACGAUACAUGGCCCCAUUCAUUCUUUCCUUUACACGGAUCAGUCGUCCUGGUCCCUUUGCAGAAAAACAGCCCCAAAGCAUGAUGUUUCCACCCCCAUGCUUCACAGUAGGUAUGGUGUUCUUUGGAUGCAACUCAGCAUUCUUUGUCCUCCAAACACAACGAGUUGAGUUUUUACCAAAAAUAUCUAUUUUGGUUUCAUCUGACCAUAUGACAUUCUCCCAAUCCUCUUCUGGAUCAUCCAAAUGCACUCUAGCAAACUUCAGACGGGCCUGGACAUGUACUGGCUUAAGCAGGGGGACACGUCUCGCACUGCAGGAUUUGAGUCCCUGGCAGCGUAGUGUGUUACUGAUGGUAGGCUUUGUUACUUUGGUCCCAGCUCUCUGCAGGUCAUUCACUAGGUCCCCCCGUGUGGUUCUGGGAUAUUUGCUCACCGUUCUUGUGAUCAUUUUGACCCCACGGGGUGAGAUCUUGCGUGGAGCCCCAGAUCGAGGGAGAUUAUCAGUGGUCUUGUAUGUCUUCCAUUUCCUAAUAAUUGCUCCCACAGUUGAUUUCUUCAAACCAAGCUGCUUACCUAUUGCAGAUUCAGUCUUCCCAGCCUGGUGCAGGUCUACAAUUUUGUUUCUGGUGUCCUUUGACAGCUCUUUGGUCUUGGCCAUAGUGGAGUUUGGAGAGUGACUGUUUGAGAUUGUGGACAGGUGUCUUUUAUACUGAUAACAAGUUCAAACAGGUGCCAUUAAUACAGGUAACGAGUGGAGGACAGAGGAGCCUCUUAAGGAAGAAGUUACAGGUCUGUGAGAGCCAGAAAUCUUGCUUGUUUGUAGGUGACCAAAUACUUAUUUUCCACCAUAAUUUGCAAAUAAAUUCAUUAAAAAUCCUACAAUGUGAUUUUCUGGAUUUUUUUUCCUCAAUUUGUCUGUCAUAGUUGAUGUGUACCUAUGAUGAAAAUUACAGGCCUCUCUCAUCUUUUUAAGUGGGAGAACUUGCACAAUUGGUGGCUGACUAAAUACUUUUUUCCCCAACUGUAGGCCUGUAUAUGAUAUAAUGCAUUGUUUCCCCUUCCUGCCAGUCACAUCAGCAGGCCAAAAUCAAAGAGCUCCCCCUGUUGGAGGUGGAGGUACUGCAGGUGCACGCCCCACCCUUUGUGACCAAGGAGAGUGUGAGUAGUGAGACCAAAGGUCAGGGUCACGCCCCGGCCUUCACCAGGGUCCAGAGGAGGCGCUCCUUCAUCAAGAAGAAGAUGGAGAGGCCUUGUACGGCUAAUGGAGAGGCAGCCAAGGGAAUCGAUGGAGGGGGUGGCACCACAGAGGACAUCAGUGUCCCCAAGGACCUGGACCUCAUCGCCCUGCCUCAGCUCUGCUUCCCAGGUGACACAGCGUGAUGACUAGAAGUCGCCGUUUUGAUUUCGGCUAGACCCAUCCUCAGUGAAACACUACCUAACACCUAGACUAGGUCAACACACACACUACACCAUAGCACUACGUAUUAAUGAUUAAAGGAGCAUGUUCAGAACUCCAGAUUUGUCAUCUUCACCACCAAAGGUGUAUGUGUCGUGCGAUUAAGCAAUAAGGCACGAGGGGGUGUGGUAUAUGGCCAAUAUAUCACGGCUAAGGGUUGUUCUUAAGCACGACGCAACGCAGAGUGCCUGUACACAGCCCUUAGCCGUGGUAUAUAGGCCAUAUACCACUAACCCCCCCGAGGUGCCUUAUUGCUAUUAUAAACGUGAUUAGAGCAGUAAAAAUAAAUGUUUUGUCAUACCCGUGGUAUACGGUCUGAUAUACCACGGCUGUCGGCCAAUCAGCAUUCAGGGCUUGAACCACCCAGUUUAUAAUUCCUCUUAUAUGAGGUCUUGUGUCUGCUUUCUUCCAUUGGCCAGGGGGUCUUCAGAUAGCCAGCGAGCAGAGAGAAGACUCGUACCAUUACCUGGUGUUUACUGAUGUCUUCGGGAACAGGACACAUGCCGUAGUGGUGCAGUACUACAGGCCUAUACAGGUGGGACGGCUCACCAGCUGAGCUUUAUCCAUGCGCACUGGAAUGCUUUACCUUCUUCAAUACAGAAUGGUUUAUCAUUUGAAGACAGAGGGGCUUAAGAUUGGAUGGACAUAAGCAUGUUCAUCAGCAAAACAAAGAUGUCUUUUAAACAUUGGCCUUUUUAGAUCCAUGUUUUAGAUCCAUGUUUUAAGUCCAUGUUUUUUUUGUACAUUUGUAGACUUUUACAUUUGCUGCUAUGUGAAUGUAGAAGGACACAUGCUGCUCUGUGAAUGUAGAAGGACACAUGCUGCUCUGUGAAUGUAGAAGGACACAUGCUGCUCUGUGAAUGUAGAAGGACACAUGCUGCUCUGUGAAUGUAGAAGGACACAUGCUGCUAUGUGAAUGUAGAAGGACACAUGCUGCUAUGUGAAUGUAGAAGGACACAUGCUGCUAGGUGAAUGUAGAAAUACACAUGCUGCUAUGUGAAUGUAGAAGGACACAUGCUGCUAUGUGAAUGUAGAAAUACACAUGCUGCUAUGUGAAUGUAGAAGGACACAUGCUGCUAUGUGAAUGUAGAAAUACACAUGCUGCUAUGUGAAUGUAGAAGGACACAUGCUGCUAUGUGAAUGUAGAAGGACACAUAACACAUGCUGCUAUGUGAAUGUAGAAGGACACCGACAUGCUGCUAUGUGUAAAGGCCAUGUGUUAGAAAAUACACAUGCUGCUAUGUGAAUGUAGAAGGACACAUGCUGCUAUGUGAAUGUAGAAGGACACAUGCUGCUAUGUGAAUGUAGAAGGACACAUGCUGCUAUGUGAAUGUAGAAAUACACAUGCUGCUAUGUGAAUGUAGAAGGACACAUGCUGCUAUGUGAAUGUAGAAGGACACAUGCUGCUAUGUGGCUGGCUAUGUGAAUGUAGAAGGACACAUGCUGCUAUGUGAAUGUAGAAAUACACAUGCUGCUAUGUGAAUGUAGAAGGAACACAUGCUGCAGUGAAUUGUAGUGAAUGUAAAUACACAUGCUGCUAUGUGAAUGUAGAAGGAACAUGCUGAUAUGGGAAUGUAGAAGGACACAUGCUGAUAUGGGAAUGUAGAAGGACACAUGGAAUAGAAACACAGUCUACAGCCACAUGAAUAGUCAUUUCACUGUCAUUGGUCAAUGUGGAAAACAUUGCUCUCUGAUUGGUCGUUUGCUUGCGUCCCAGUUCUCUCAGGAUGGUGGGCACCAAAAUGGCCACCGGUUGUCCUCCAAGUCGUCCCGUCUCUACACGGCAUACGGCAUCUGUGUCAUCUCUAAAUACCCUUACUACAACGCUCUCAGGGACUGCCUGUCAUGGUGAGAACAAAUUCACCAUCCUCUCACCAUCCUUUUACUCCUCAAGGUCUUUCUUUGUGUUCAAGUAAAUACCGAACGAGAAUACAAAACAGUAGACUACAUGUUAUCACAAUAAAUACAUGCCAGAUGUGGGCCAUCGUUAUAAAGGCAUCAGUCCAACUCAUCUUAGACACCUAUUGACCUGUAUGUUCAUGUUUUUACUGUAUGGUGUCCCUCUAAUGGGUGUGUGCUCAGUCUCUUGACCCAGCUCAAGCCCAGCUGGAUGGGGGACUUUGAGGAGAGGGUGAAGGAGUUUUCAGCCAAGCUGUCGCUGGUGCCCAUACCUCCACCUGGGCAACUGCAUGUGGUGAGCCAAUUGUCUCCCUCUAUGAUUUACGGGCAUUAUUUAACAGUGGAUAUCAUGUUAAGGAUAAACCGUAAAACCAAGCAUGGGCAUUUUGCCAAUAGCGUUGCUCCACUUAGAAUCUAUGGGCCCAACCUUAAUCUAUUGUAUGUUUAUGUAGUGUGUUGUAUUGUUAAGUGUUUGACUUUCAACUAGUAUAGUUUAACUAUCUGUAUUCCUCUGCCUGUUCUGUCCCAGGUCUUUAGUCUGAGGCCUCUCCAGAUUGUGCUUCCCUCCCGGGAGGAUAAGGACAGGCCGGCUGUUGACCUCGACCUCCAUCUGCCUUUCCUUUGCUUUAGACCCCGACAGCUCCUCCAAGUGAGUACAGACACACGGAUUAUACAGCCACAAAACUGCCUAACCCCCACUACAUUAUAUUUUCUUUCAAUGCAAUUAGAGAGACUAAAAGACUGUGGGAAUGUGAUAAUGUGCAAAUGUACAGUAUGUUUCUGUCCAUCUGUUUUGAAUAGUAAAAGACAUGUCUAUAUCAAUCAGACCUGGGUUCAAAUACGAUUUAGGGUAUUUCUGUGAUGAGGUGUGAAUGACGGAGUCAGGCGCAGGAGGUAAAACACAGAAAUCCAGAGUUUAUUCAGUAUACAUGAAUAAAGCGCAGUAAGCGUCAAAACGAAACUAGCACAAGGGAAAAAUCCACCUUGGCUACAUACAAGGCAAGAGUAGCUCAACCAAGCUACUCACUCUCACAAUGAACAAUCACUCACAAAGGACAAGGGGGCAGAGGGAACACUUAUACACAGACUAAUGAGGGGAUAAGAACCAGGUGUGUGUGAUUGACAAGACAAGACAAAUGGAGUGAUGAUAAAUGGAGCGGUAGUGGCUAGUAAGCCGGUGACGACGAACGCCGAAACCUGCCCGAGCAAGGAGGAGGGGCAGCCUCGGCUGAAUUCGUGACAAUUUCAAGUACUUUCAAAGUCAUUUGGAAGUAAGUAUUUAGAUAUUUUUUUUAUUUGAAAAAACACAACUAGUUGAAUGUUGGAAUAUAUUUGGAAAUACAUUUGGAAAGUAUUAGCAUGUAUUUGAAAAUACUCAAAUACACAGUAUUUAUACAAAUACUUAAAUACUCCCAGGCAUUUGAACCAGGUUUGUUUGGCAUUUGAAAUAAUGUAUUUGGAAAUAAGUAUUUGAAAAUACUUUCAAAUAGUAGGCUUAUAAAUAGGAAAUUAUUAGAAAAUGCUUUCAAUAGAAGUAGUUGAUUCGGGCCACAUUAUUAGAAAAUACUUGAAUACACCGAAAAUAAGUAUUUAAAUAAAAAAUAAUAAAAUACACAUGUAUUUGAACCCAGGACUGAUAUCCAUGUUACCUCUUGUCUGCCUGUCUGUCUGCCUGUCUGUCUUUCUUUCUGGAUCUCAUCAGAUCAUUACCAGCCUGCUGACAGAGCAGAGAGUAGUACUGUUGUCCUGUGACUGGGCACAGCUCACCCUAAUGGCAGAGAGCCUGAUGCACUUCAUCCACCCCCUGGUGUGGCAGCACCCCUUCGUGCCCGUCCUCUCAAGCCAGAUGCUGGACUUCCUCAUGGCGCCCACCGCCUACCUCAUGGGCUGUCACCUGGACCACUAUGAAGAGGUGGCCGCGGUAAGGAUGGAUAUCACUAUGUAGCCAUGCUAGAAUAGAAUACUGUAGCAUGAUCAGGUAGGGACAGUUAUAGUGAUAAUGACCCCUACCUGGGGCGGAAGAUAGCCUAGUGGUUAGAGAAGCGGUUGCCGGUUUGAAUCCCAGCUCAGACGUGUGCAGAGUCAGCCGGGCAAAAGGAGGGUUGCUGUGAUCAUCCUGGGUACCAUCGCCUGCCGCUGAGCCCUUGAGCAAGGCACUUUUUAAUAUAUGAUUGCUCCAGGGGCGCUGCAUUGCUGCUGACCCAUUGCUUCCAGCCCCACUGGGUUUGUGUGUGUUUUUCGGGGGUUUGGGUUGUGCAUAAAGACACAUUUUCGUUUUAAUGGACAAUAAAGUACAUCUUCUCUUCUGUUAUCUUACCUCAUGGGCUGCUACCUGCACCACUACAGGAGGUAGCCACGGUAAGAAUGGCACCAGCACUGUCUGUCAAUGUUCCUCGCAUCAGUGAUUUAUUUAUUAUUUAAUAAACAGAUUUAUCAUGCUUUAUCAUUUAUCAGCAUUUCUACUUGCUUUACACAGUAUAGAGGAUCAUGUGGUUCAAUAUCCUAACUGACAUACAGGACAGAAGUUAACAGAAAGUCCAGUUAAUUUGAGCUCACCUUCCUGACUCGACCCUAAUCCGUUGUUCUCCUCCAUUACAGUGUGUUCUCUAAGAGGGACAGAGUGUUGUGUUUUACUGUGUGGUUUUGUUUCCCCUGGCCUUACAGGAAACAGAUGAUCUGAUUCUGGUUAAUAUUGAUGAUGGGACCAUGUCGUCUUCCUGGUCCGGCGGGGUUGACCUGCCGGACAUCCCGCUGGCGGCUAGAGAGUGUUUUCUAACACGGUAGGACAGGAAAGGAUCUGGGGCAUGUUCAUUAGGGCACGCCGUAGCAAAAUGUUUUGCAACGGAAAAUGGAAAUGAACAUUUCUUAUUGGACAAGAUCAGGCUGUCCCUCCCUGUUUCAGUCUCUUUUCUUUCACUUGGUGCCUAAUGAAUAUGACCUAGAGGACAAGACACUCGGUUGAUACGUUUACACACGCAGCCCAAUUCUGGUCUUUUGACCAAUCAGAUCAGGUUUUUUGCCAAUAAUUGGGCAAAAGAUCAGAAUUGGGCUGCGUGCGUAAACGCAGCCAGUUAGUUUGCUGUCCUAUUUGUCCGUUGCUCUGGAAACAACAUGGAUUGUUAUAAAUAGGGGAAGGGGGUUUUAUGCGUGUGUGUCUCUCUGUGUGUGUGUGUGUGUGUGUGUCUGUCUGUGUGUGUUUGUCUGUGUGUGUCUGUCUGUGUGUGUCUGUCUGUGUGUGUCUGUGUGUCUGUGUGUGUGUGUGUGUGUCUGUCUGUCUGUCUGUCUGUGCAGGGCGGAGGGUCUCCAGAUGCACUAUGACCUGGAGGUGUGUCACCUGGGGGCCAGUACAGACGUCAACGACCUGAGGGCCCAGAGGAGGCAGUGGCAGAGGAAACUCAACACACACAUCCAGAACAUCACUCUGGAACUCAUCGUCAACAUCUUCAGGUCAGCAUGAAACUCAUCUCUUGUGGACAGACUACGGAAACAUAAAUGGUACCGAGCAUCUGACCAAAUUAUGCUACAUUUGAGUUCUGGGCUAACCGAGAUUAGCAUGACAGCUAUACUAUGUUUUCGUUUACUGUCGUUCACUAGGACAAAACAUUGACAUGAUUAUUAUAAUAUUAUUACAUAGUUGUUACAAUAUUAUAAUCUAAUUUACAUUUAUUUAUGUUACUUUGAUAAUUGAGACUCAAAUUGAGCACACAGUAUCUAGUUAUACGUAUUUGAUUGGACCAAAGCUUGAUGAUUAUCAAAUGGAUAUUGAUUUAUUUAGACAUUUGAACAACACUGUUAGUUAUCCUAUUAAAUUCUACUUCUGCAUUUUUUCCUUUCUAUUUUCUGUUAUUUUCAAUGAUUGUCUAUAUUAUUAUCACUGCAUUGCUGUAAAGAUCUCCCAAGGUAAGAAUUUCCCUGUACUGUUUUACACCUGUUGUAUCCUGUGCAUGCUGCGAAUAAACGUUGAAACGUGAAACAAAAAUCCUGCUUUAUUAAAACCAAUACAACUGCAAUUUCCUGUGCAAAAUCACAGUAAUUUCCUGUUCAAUAUCAGGACAGGCAAGCUAAUCCAGUGAUUAUUACUCGCAUAGCUCCUGAGUGGCGCAGUGGUCUAAGGCACUGCAUCGCAGUGCAAAACUGUUCCACUAGAUCCUGGUUCGAAUCCAGGCUCUGUCGCAGCCGGCCGCGACCGGGAGACUCAUGGGCGGCGCACAAUUGGCCCAGCGUCGUCCAGGGUAGGGGAGGGAAUGGCCGGCAGGGAUGUAGCUCAGUUGAUAGAGCAUGGCGUUUGCAACGCCAGGGUUGUGGGUUCGUUUCCCACAGGGGGCCAGUAUAAAAAAAUAAAAAUAAUAAUAAUAAUAUGUAAGUCGCUCUGGAUAAGAGCGUCUGCUAAAUGACUAAAAUGUAAAUGUAAAUGUACUCUCAACCUCACCCCCACUCCCAUCACCCCCACUCCCACCCCCCACCUCACCCCGACCACCACCACUGCCACCGCACCCCCCCACAGAGAAGUCCACGAUCACCUCAACUACGAACACAGAGUCUUCAACAGUGAAGAGUUCCUCAGGUCUAGAGAACCAGCAGACCAGCCAUUUUUCAAGAAGGUACGACUAAAACCUAUUCAUUAAGACACACAUCAAUCUGUUUGAACCUACAAUAUUUAGGACAUAUUUAACUUUUUUCAAUACCUGUUUUUUUUACCUGUCCAAUUGAAAGUGAACGCAGUGUAUUUUGUCUUCUUUGCAGGUGUUGGACACACACAUCUUCCACUCAUUCCUACGGGAUCGUCUGAACAGGAAGAUGGACGCGUUCACGCGCAUGGAGCUGAGUACUCGGACAGAAGCUUACAGGUGAGAAGGAAAGACAAGAGUUUAGCAUAAAUCUUUACCUUUAAACUAGUAAAGAGUUUAUUUUGACCAUUAUUGCAAAUGUAAUGGGUUUCAGUAGGAUUUUAAUUUGGUUUCAAAUCGUUGAUUCAACUAAUCAACUCAUCAGCAAUCCUUUUACUAGAAUCAUGUGUGUUAGUGCUGCGGCAAAAAACAAAAAUGUGCACCCGUUUGGGUACUCAGGACCAGGAUUGGGAAACACUGCAGUACUGUAUCUUCAUACACACAUCCCAAGUUGGUCCAUUCCUGGUAUAAGCACAGCCUUUCCCCUGACGUCUAUCCUCACUCCGGGGUGACGUUUCCCCUAGGUACAGAUCUAGGAUUGGCUUCCCCUCCCCCAAUCCUAACCUUAAGCAUUAGCGGGGGAAAUGCUAAAAUGACCUAAGAUCAGCAACUAAGGGCAACUUCUCCCUACACCACUGUCCUCUUCCCCAGGCUGAGGUCCAUGACAGAGUCUCCGCGACGGCCCACCAUGCAGGAGUUGGCCCGUAAAUACACCAGCCCAGAGAGCCGGCUCAGCAAGAGGCUGGGGGCCAGCCUGCCCAACCUGGGGGAGGGUGUGAGGUCCCUGGUGGGGCCCCUCAUGUAUACCUCCCUCAAGAAGAUACAGGUGGACAGUGGUAGGUGGACAGCAGUUGGUUGGAGGUUCAGGUGGACAGCGGUAGGUUGUAGGUUCAGGUGGACAGCGGUAGUUUGUAGGUUCAGGUGGACAGCGGUAGGUUGGAGGUUCAGGUGGACAGCGGUAGGUUAGAGGUUCAGGUGGACAACGGUAGGUUCAGGUGGACAGCAGUAGGGUGUAGUUCGGUGGACAGCGGUAGGUUGGAGGUUCAGGUGGACAGCGGUAGGUUGGGGGUUAAGGUGGAAGCGGUUAGGUUGGAGGUUCAGGUGGACAGCAAGUAGGUUGGCGGUUCAGGUGGACAGCAGUAGGUGAGGUUCAGGUGGACACGGUAGUGGAGUUCAGGUGGACAGCAGUAGGUGAGGUUCAGGUGGACAGCGGUAGGUUGAGGUUCAGGUGGACAGCGGUAGGUUGGAGGUUCAGGUGGACAGCGUAGGUUGAGGUUCAGGUGGACAGCGGUGGUCAGUGACAGGUAGGUUGGAGGUUCAGGUGGACAGCGUGGUAGGUGGUACAGGUGGAGGUCAGGUGACAGCAGUAGGUUGGAGGUUCAGGUGGACAGCGGUAGGUUGGAGGUUCAGGUGGACAGCGGUAGGUUGGAGGUUCAGGUGGACAGCAGUAGGUUGGAGGUUCAGGUGGACAGCGGUAGGUUCAGGUGGACAGCGGUAGGUUGGAGGUUCAGGUGGACAGCGUAGGUUGAGGUUCAGGUGGACAGCGUGGUUGAGGUUCAGGUGGACAGCAGUAGGUUGGAGGUUCAGGUGGACAGCGGUAGGUUGGUGAGUAGGUUAGGGUGGUGACAGCAGUAGGUUGGAGGUUCAGGUGGACAGCAGUAGGUUGUAGCAGUUCAGGUGGACAGCAGUAGGUUGGAGGUUCAGGUGGACAACGGUAGGUUCAGGUGGACAGCAGUAGGUUGUAGGUUCAGGUGGACAGCAGUAGGUUGGAGGUUCAGGUGGACAGCGGUAGGUUCAGGUGGACAGCAGUAGGUUGGAGGUUCAGGUGGACAGCGGUAGGUUGUAGGUUCAGGUGGACAGCGGUAGGUUGGAGGUUCAGGUGGACAGCGGUAGGUUGUAGGUUCAGGUGGACAGCGGUAGGUUUAGGUUAGGGGACGUAGGUUCAGGUGGACAGCAGUAGGUUGUAGGUUCAGGUGGACAGCGGUAGGUUGGAGGUUCAGGUGGACAGCAGUAGGUUGUAGGUUCAGGUGGACAGCAGUAGGUGUAGGUUCAGGUGGACAACGGUAGGUUCAGGUGGACAGCAGUAGGUUGUAGGUUCAGGUGGACAGCAGUAGGUUGGAGGUUCAGGUGGACAGCAGUAGGUUGUAGGUUCAGGUGGACAGCAGUAGGUUGGAGGUUCAGGUGGACAGCAGUAGGUUGGAGGUUCAGGUGGACAGCAGUAGGUUGUAGGUUCAGGUGGACAACGGUAGGUUCAGGUGGACAGCAGUAGGUUGUAGGUUCAGGUGGACAGCGGUAGGUUGUAGGUUCAGGUGGACAGCAGUAGGUUGGAGGUUCAGGUGGACAGCAGUAGAUUGUAGGUUCAGGUGGACAGCAGUAGGUUGGAGGUUCAGGUGGACAGCUGUAGGUUGUAGGUUCAGGUGGACAGCGGUAAAUUCAGAUGGACAACUGUAGGUUCAGGUGUGCGGUACUUGUCGAUGCGAAUAGUUAUCUUUUGUGAUUUCUGAAUUUAGAUUGAGUGGUUUUAGUAUGAGUGUUAAGUGGUUGAGGUGAAGACCUGCACACACGGGGUACUCCCCAGGACCUAAGUUGAGAAACCCUGUUGUAGUUGACCACUACUAUUGAGUUUGCCACCUUUAAGAUCCAACCAAGGACGAUUGGCCAACUGCUUUAAGGUUUCGUCUAAGAAAUGCUGUUCUCAGUUCUUAAAACCUUUGUGAUCGAACCCUAAUAGGUCUGAAGUCUCCCCAGAAGCCAGUGAGAUGCUUCAAGCUUCCUGAGUUCCCUCCACCGCUGGCCUACCACUACGUCCAGAAUUACUACCAGGAGAUGAUCACCCUCCUGGGCAAGGCCAUCAGCGGGGUGGCCUCCGAGGACUCCUCUCUCCUGGCCUGCUACCACUACCUCCGAGGCUUUGUCAACACCGUGGCUGGUAAACGUCUGGACGCUCUGGAAGACUUUCAGAACCUUUACAAGACAGACACGGACAUCUUCCCUGGCGAGCUGGUCAACGCACUGGUGGACUCUCUACAGGAUGGGGAACGGGCACAAGCUAACCGCCGAACCGAGAUCAAACGUCUGAUUAGUCGAGUGAAGAGGGACCACGAGAGGGAGCGGGCGUGCCAUGACGACGAAGGUGUCAAGCGGUUCCAGCUGCCGAAAAAGCACAUGCAGUUGGAGGACUUUGUGAGGCACGUGCAGGAGUCUGGGAUUGUCAAGGACCAAGCGACCAUUCACCGGCUGUUUGAGGCUCUCACUGUGGGUAAGGAAGUCACACAGACUCCAAGCUUAGAAAGAAGGAAAUAAUGAGUGAGGGUAAAGGAGAGAGGGUUGUCUCUUUCUUGGUGAAGGGUGUCUUCACCAAGGGACGUGUGUUUAUGCCAGUCUUGAUUUUCCACCCAUUUUGUGAUGGUUUUACAUUAGCCCCUUGUUGUAUGGGACUCAUCAUGAACAUAAUCCAGUUGAUAAUACUUGGCCACUACUCCGUAACCACCCCAGUCCCUGUGAUUGAUGUGUUAAUACCUUAAUACCUGUAGUGAAUGGCCAUGCUAAUUCAUCUGUCUAUUGAAUCCCCCCCCCCCAUCAGAAUGUUGUAAGAGCGGCUUGGAUUGUCAAGGUUGUGACUCUGCGGUGAAGGCUUCUUCCCUGUCUGUAUUUUACCUUAAUUCCAAUCUGGAAAGUAAGCAUAGCAUGAUGUGCUGUUCCCAUCUCCAACCCUGCUGUGUGUGUGUGUGUGUGUGUGUGUGUGUGUGUGUGUGUGUGUGUGUGUGUGUGUGUGUGUGUGCUGCUUUGGCCUUUGUUCAUUCUGCUUAAUAAACUAUCCCCUCAGGUCUUAAAUCUGAUCGCAUUUAAGAUUAGUGUUUGGUUCCCAACCUGUGUGCAGCUUCAAGCACACCCACACAUAGCAUGCCUUCAAGGCUGAAGUCUGGUUAAUCAUUUCCUUUGCUUCCUCACUUGAAGUCUUGGUUUUGAAUGACAAAAUAGAAUUCAGCCUAUGUGUUCUAUUGGCUCUGUUACAAACAGGACUCUGACUCCGCUGUAUCGUACAAUGGUCCAUUGGACUGUGAGUUGCCUUGUGGAAGUGUGUGUUUAGUACCUCACAUUACUCUUCAUACUGUACAUGUGGAGUGUGUGAGUCUCUUGCUCCAGUGAACCCACACACCAUGGACUUGCUCCACAAGCCAACCAAAACAAGGCUGUGUAAUGUUGUUCCUGUAACUCCUUCCCCAACCCUGCUAGCUUCUCUUUUCCAUGCUAGAACCUUCUGAAAUCAUUGUGAAGUAUAGUAACUUUAAACUGACCAAAUGCCUAUAUUGUCCCAGAAAUGCUGGUUUCAGGAAUUUUUCGAUCCUAACCCCAGACUGCCCCCUGCAGGCCAGCAAAAACAGGUGGAUCCAGAGCUCUUCCGAGUGUUCUACACCUUCUGGAAAGAGACGGAGGCCGAGGCUCAGGAAGUGGCCCUGCCGGCCUCGGUCCUGGAGCACUUGGAGGCUAACGAGUGUGUCUUCAAGCUGUCCUCUUCGGUCAAGACCAGCCACGGUGUGGGCAAGAUCGCCAUGACCCAGAGACGACUGUUCCUGCUGACCGUAGGACGACCCGGGUACGUGGAGGUAACCAAGUUCAGAGACAUUGAGGUGAGUUAGGACCUUCCGCAUCUACGUUCCUACUACACUUCAUGUGAUAUACCGUAUAUCAUUCAUGAUAGUAGACUUUUUGAUAGAGAUUACUAUAUGAAUACAUUAAGCUAUAAAACAGACAAACAAAGUAAUGUUUAUGAUGUGUACAGCUAAUGUAAACGACUGGAUCGACUCCAUAGCACAGUGUAUGCCAUGUACCGUUAUCAUGAGGCACUAUAGAUACAUGGCUUUAUGGACCAUUAUACAAAUUGUUACCAAGUAUUCUAUUAGAAAUAUGAAUAAGUCGAAGAUGGUGUUAGGUGAAAAAAUAAGCCUGGUCCCAGAUCGGUGGUCUUUACAACCAUAGGAGUUACAACCAUAGGUCUUUACAACACAAACUGAUCUGGGACCAGGCUAUAGUUGGCAAGACAGCACAAACAGAUCUGGGACCAGGCUAUAGUUGACAAGACAGCACAAACAGAUCUGGGACCUGGCUAAUGGUUGUGUAAUGUGUUGAGAUGCAGGGCUCCCUUGAAAAGGAGACCUUGUUCUCAGUGGGACUCCCUGCUAAAAUAAAGGUAGUGAAUUGUGAGUAACCAGUUGGCUGUUGUACCUCAGGAGGUGAAGAUCUCCUCGGCUCCCUUCCUGCUGCUGAGGAUCCCGUCUCUGAAGAUCAAGACCACCCUGAGGAAAGAGACAUUUGAGGUCAACCUGAAGUCAGAGGUUGACCUCUGGCACCUCAUGGUUAAGGAGAUGUGGGCCGGACGGAAGAUGGCCGACGACCACAAGGUAGGAUGUCAAAAUGUGACUUUAAACUUCCGGUUAAUCCCUGUCCCAAUAGUUUCACGUUUCCUAAAGUGUGCACUCGUUCACUACUUCCCACAAAUCUAAGCAUUGGAUUGGUGGAGGCAUGGGCUAGUGGGAGUUUCUACAGUUUUUCUUAUACCUGUCAUUUCCUUUGAAAUUAGUGAAUAGAAGUGAACAAAUGCACACUUUGGGAGGAAGGAGAGAUAAUUGGGACGUAGCAUCUCUCUCUCUCUCUCUCUCUCUCUCUCUCUCUGUCUCUCUCUGUCUGUCUCUCUGUAUCUAUCUCUCUCUCUCUCUCUCUGUCUCUCUGUAUCUCCCUCUCUGUCUCUGUCUCUGUCUCUGUCUCUGUCUCUGUCUCUGUCUCUGUCUCUGUCUCUGUCUCUGUCUCUGUCUCUGUCUCUCUCUCUCUCUCUCUCUCUCUCUCUCUCUCUCUCUCUCUCUCUCUGUCUCUCUCUCUCGGCAUCUGACUAUGUAUUAAUGUAUGCCCAGUAUGUACACUAUGAGAGGAGUUUUGCUUUUAGCAGCACAGAUGUGAUGGCCAACGUUAGCACUUAAACCUUUCCUGAUGCCACCCUGGGCCUCUCUGGCAGACUGUACUGUAGCUCAGUGGGUGUGGUUGACAUUCCAUGGAAGAGGGGGAGCUGGGGAGUUCCAUACGGGCUUGACUCUAUUGUUCAGCCAGGCAAAAGUCUCCACUACUUUCCAGCCUUCAGUUUCUGCUAUUAAACUGCAUGAAAUAAAAUGGACACUUCUGGCCCAUCUCACUCAUAUAUUGUCUUCUUCUCUGUUAUCACUGGAAAGACUGCAUUUCCCAGGGUCCUUUUCUGUCUUUCUUUUUAUUAAGUCCUCAUCCCUUGCUCCCUUCACCAAGCCUAGCCCCAGAUCUGUUUGUGCUGUCCUGGCAUGAAAAUGACUAGACAAGGAGUUUGCAAGACAGCACAAACAGAUCUGGCGCCAGGCUAGCCUCCACCAAUGCAUGGUUCAGAUGCCAUGGAGUUACUAUAAGUGUAAGAGCCAGUUUGUCUGUUUACAAACUCCUGGCCGUAGAGACGUGUUGCAUUCUACUCAUCCUUUUCUCCCUGUUGUCAUGUCAACGUCAGCACCAUGUCACCGUUUUAAUGUCAACGUCAGCACCAUGUCACCGUUUUCAUGUCAACGUCAGCACCAUGUCACCAUGUCUCUCUCUCUCUCUCUCUCUCUCCCUCUUUCUUUGUCUAUCUCUCUCUCUCUCUCUCUCUCUCUCUCUCUCUCUCUCUCUCUCUCUCUCUCUCUCUCUCUCUCUCUCUCUCUCUCUCUCUCUCUCUCUCUCUCUCUCUCUUUGUCUGUCUCUCUCUCUCUCUCAGGACCCCCAGUAUAUGCAGCAGGCUCUGACCAAUGCCCUGUUGAUGGAUGCAGUGGUUGGCUGUCUGCAGUCACAAAAGGCAAUUUUUGCUGCAACCAAGUUGGCACACUUUGACAGAAUGAAACUGGAAGGUAUGCCAAAGUUAAUCUUUUAGCAUGACAAAAAUAAACAGGGUAAAAAAAAAACAGAAGAUACAAAAACAAUCUGAAGCGAUGUUCUGUGCAGUAGGUUAUUGAAAUUAUUAGCAGAAAGUGCAUGUUUAUAACAGUGUCUUGCUUCUCAGGAGAUGUUCAAUUCAAACGUUGACCUCUGACCUGUCUGUCCAUCCUGAGCAGUGCCAAUGAUGGUGCCCAAAACCACGUCAGAGACCCUGAAACACAAGAUCAACCCAUCUCUGGACCUGACUAGCCCCCAGGCGGUAGAUGUUCUGCUCUACACCCCAGGUAAACCCUUAUGGCACACUGUCAGUCUCAAGGGAAGGUGACAUUAUGACGUGGAGCGUCAAACUAGAGCUGACAUCAGACACCAUUUAGUUCCUGUUCAACAAACUGGUAACACUACAUAUCUGUUGUAUGAUUUCCCAGUACUAUAAACACCCUACAGUAUUCUCAGUAGAUCAAGUAGGUGCUGCUGGUAUUUCCUAUUCAACCCUCACUCUCCUCCAGUCUAGGACAUCCCACAUACCUUCACAGACACUACUCCUCAGAUCAUUACUUAAAUGGUAGUAGACCUCAAAUCUGUGUUCUGCAGUCGAGGUACAGUAUUGCGCGACAACAACACACAAGAAUCAUGUUGCCUGUGUCCUGCCUGUGUCCUAGUAACAUAUGUGCUGGUCCCCCGUGCUCCUGAGUGGCGCAGUGGUCUAAGGCAUUGCAUCGCAGUGCUAACUGUGCCACUAGAGAUCCUGGUUCGAAUCCAGAAUUGGCCCAGCGUCGUCCAGGGUAGGGGAGGGAAUGGCCGGCAGGGAUGUAGCUCAGUUGAUAGAGCAUGGCGUUUGCAACGCCAGGGUUGUGGGUUCGAUUCCCACGGGGGGCCAGUAUACAAAAAAUAUGUAUUCACUAACUGUAAGUCGCUCUGGAUAAGAGCGUCUGCUAAAUGACGUAAAAUCUAAAUAUGUCACACUCCAGACCUGGGUUCAAAUACUAUUUGAAAUCUUUCAAAUACUUUGUGCAUUUGCUUUAAUCUGCCUGGAGUGUCAGGUGGGCGGGGUUUGAACUCUUGGGAUUGUUCUACUGGUUCCAUUGCAACAGGCAAGCUCAAUCAAGCACAGCUAAAGUAUUUACAAUUAUUUAAAGUAGUAUUUGAACCCAGGUCUGUCACACUGCUGCAUGCUACUGCAGCUAGGACAGUGUCAGUGUGAUGGUGUCAGUGUGGAGUUACAGGAGGAGGCUUGACCAGAGGCGGUUUUGGUUCCGAGGUUUGUUACUGCCUCUUAAACAAAUAAUGAGACACAGAUUUUCCCAACGCAUCACCACCAACCACUUCCUGUUGUGUUCCUUAGUUUCAUCCUUAGUUUCAUGCGCUGAUUACUGAUAGUAGAGUCAUACAGUAGUCGCAAUAGAAUCACUGAAAUUGUUCUUCCUACUCAAACCACAAACGUUUAUAUUAUAUUACACAGACUUGUAUUACACAAUGAGAUGUGUUAAAGUCUGACUUCAAUUUUACAUCCGAAACGUAUGUUUCUAACAUAAAUCGUUUGAAUCAGCAUUAUUUUUUCUCAGGCUCAAUAGUACGUCUCAAAACGUGUUGUUUUGACUGGGCAGAUAAGAAACAGGCCCUAGCCUGCAAGGAUCCUCCCAGCACCUAAACUAACAGUAAGGUUAUGUGUAAAAGAGCCUGUGUCUUAACCUAGUGACAUCAGGGAACCAACAACAGCUUCAUUCUUUAACACAAUAUCCCUACUCCUUCCCCUGGUCCUCUUACAGACAGUGGUGUGUUUUUCUAGGCCUUCCCGCUGACUGUUCCAUCUGUAUCCCAUUAGAAGGUGGCAUGGUAGUGGCAACGGUACAGGGCCUGGACAUGAUCGUCUAGGCAUUAGUAACAGUGCUGCUUCAGCACAGAGCACCAUUGAAGUCCUAGCUCUCAGGGUCUAAAUGUAGGUCAUUAAUGUUUGUCAUAUUCCCUCCUCCUUUCCGUUCUGUUCAUCACUCCUCCCCAUGAAAGGGAGGAUGUGACACAUUAUUGUUUUUUAUUUUAUUUUUCCUAUUAUGAUUUGAAAAAUAAAUGUUACGCCGUUAAAGGAAAUAGAACAGUUUUGGAGUGUAUUUGAAAAUAUGGAUUGAUUUCUUACUAGAUCAUGAAUGAUAUCUGACAGAAGUUCCCUAUGCGUGCCAUUAUGUGUAACUGUGAAUGUUUACACUUCUUCAGUGUGUGUGUGUGAGAUAUUUAGCUUUGCUCAUAACAAACUAGAAGAUGUAUUAGAAAAUAUAUAUUUAUUAUAAAUAAAGAAUAAUCUAUGCCUUUCAGCUUCACAGUCUUCAUCAGGGUGUUUUGUUUCCUUAACUGUAUAGUUAAAUAUCUCUAGUCAAACCAUGACCUACUUACUGGAUUUGAGUCGGAUCUAAUUGACGUGUUCAGUAUGUGAGAGAUGUUCUGCCAUGCUUGUGGGCCAAUAGAAAUAGAUGCAUACAGAAUGUGGAUUCAGGCGUUCCAGACCUUCAUCAAUAUUUUUGUUUACAUUCUCAGGACAGCUGGGCGUAUCGUCCGACUCCGAGGGUGAUGGGAACCCCAAACUGUGGUGUGCCCUGAGCGACGGGAAGGUGGUGGUGUUUGACGCAGCCAGCUGGUCCAUGCAACAAAGCCAAGUCCAAGUGGGUUCUUCACGAGUGGUAAGGCUAUGGACGUGGAACAGGGAUGAGACCGCUAUUUUAAAGGAAAAGGACAAUUACAGAAGUAUGAAAAAGCAGCAGUGAUUCACUGACCACUGUUAGUCAUCUUUCUGCUUUGACCCAUUUGAACUAUAUUUAGUGUUUUUUUGUCAGUUAAAAUAACUCCAGGGAUUCUGCUGACCCCUGGUGGUGUCUGAAAUCAAGGACUUGUUGCCACACUUCCAAGUCUUGUAUUCACUUGCUUAUUGGAACAAACCUGAGAAAAGCCGGUGGUAAUCAAGCUUGCUUCCAUGGCUUAAAAAAGCUUCUGGGCAGCCUGUCUGGUUAUUUCUAUUUUUCUCAUUUAGCAGACACUCUUAUCCAGAGUGACUUACAGUACUGAGUGAAUACAUUUUUGUACUGGUCCCCCGGGGGAAUCAAACCCACAACCCUGGCAUUGCAAGUGCCUUGCUCUACCAUCUGAGCCACACAGGUUAUACAGAAUAACAGUCUGUAUCUUCCUAAUGUUAUUUUAUGUUGUUUUCUUCAGAACUGCAUGCUGGGAGUGGACCGGCAGCAGGUGUGGAUUGGCUCCCAGGAUUCCGUCAUUUACAUAAUGAGCACCCGCAGCAUGUCCUGUAACAAGCAGCUGACGGACCACCGCAGUGAGGUCACAGGGUUGGCCCUAGGGGAGCGCAGCAAGGAAUACAGGUGAGGUGUGACGUUGACAUGCAUCAAACAUACAGCUACUACUGAUAUCCCAGAAAUUGAGCGAGCCUUCUUUUUAGGAGCGUAUGAUAAAGGCAUCGAUGAGCAGUCCCAGCUCUAAGUACAAUGUAUGACAUCCUUUAUUUAUACCUGGGCUGUGUUCAUUAGGCACCAAACGGAAGAAAAUGGACUGAAACAGGGAGCGACAAUCUGAACUUGUAUAAGAAACGCUCCGUGUUUUGCUGCUGUGUGCCAUACUGAACAUAGACCGGCUGAUUCUUCUCUGGGGUAUCAGUAACAUUAGUCUUUACCUGUGCAUGUAUUCCCUGUUGCAGCCCCAAGGUGGCAUACUCCUGCAGUGAGGAGGGUACAGUGAUGACGUGGGACGUGUCCACACUACAGGUGAGGAAACAGUUCCGGCUCUCCUGCGACCGCCUCCAGUCCGUUCAGCUCUGCAAUGGAACACUAUGGUGCUGUAAGUACACAUAAAAACAUACAAAUAGUGUACUUAAAAGGAUUAAAAUUACUUCUGGCUAUACUAUACUUAAGCAAUAAGGCCAGAGGAGGUGUGGUAUAUGGCCAAUAUAGCACGGCUAAGGGCUGUUCUUACACACGACGCAACGCGGAGGGCCUGGACACAGCCCUUAGCCGUGGUAUAUUGGCCAUAUAACACAAAUCCCCGAGGUGCCUUAUUGCUAUUAAAAACUGGUUACCAAGGCAAAUAAAGCAGUAAAUAUGAAUGUUUUGUCGUACCCGUGGUAUACCACUGAUAUACCACGGCUGUCAGACAAUCAGCUUUCAGGGCUCGAACCACCCAGUUUAUAAUACUGUAUGUGACAAGAUUGAUUGUUAUAAUUGUGCUUGUUAUUCCUCCUAUGUCAUUCAGGUGCCAGAGACUGCAUUAUGGAGGUGUGGAAAAAUGGAACGUUGCAUCGCAAGAUCUCCCUUCCUGAACAGCUCUGUGGCUCCCCCACUGCCUUCAGCAGCCUCCUUCUCUACCAUGAGGUGGGUCAUGGUUUAUGUGUCUGUAUAAAUAUAGAAAUUAAACGAGCUGAGGCUAGUACUUUUCAGAACCUACCAGGCUAGUGAAAUUGUGUUUUUGAAAGGCACAGACUUUGGACCAGACUGUUACCGGGGUUAGUAGAAAUUCUGGCCUGCUAGCCCGGCUGGCCAGUGUCAUGUUCCAUCCCUGCAUGUAUUGUAUACAUAGUCUGUAAUAUUUCCUACUGUGAUCAGUGAAGUCUGUGCUACGUUGACAUGGUAUGGGGGUGAUGAUGGAGUGGUGUUGUGUGCUAUACAGUGGGGGAAACAAUUAUUUAGUCAGCCACCAAUUGUGCAAGUUCUCCCACUUAAAAAGAUGAGAGAGGCCUGUAAUUUUCAUCAUAGGUACACGUCAACUAUGACAGACAAAUUGAGGAAAAAAAAUCCAGAAAAUCACAUUGUAGGAUUUUUACUGAAUUUAUUUGCAAAUUAUGGUGGAAAAUAAGUAUUUGGUCACCUACAAACAAGCAAGAUUUCUGGCUCUCACAGACCUGUAACUUCUUCUUUAAGAGGCUCCUCUGUCCUCCACUCGUUACCUGUAUUAAUGGCACCUGUUUGAACUUGUUAUCAGUAUAAAAGACACCUGUCCACAACCUCAAACAGUCACACUCCAAACUCCACUAUGGCCAACACCAAAGAGCUGUCAAAGGACACCAGAAACAAAAUUGUAGACCUGCACCAGGCUGGGAAGACUGAAUCUGCAAUAGGUAAGCAGCUUGGUUUGAAGAAAUCAACUGUGGGAGCAAUUAUUAGGAAAUGGAAGACAUACAAGACCACUGAUAAUCUCCCUCGAUCUGGGGCUCCACGCAAGAUCUCACCCCGUGGGGUCAAAAUGAUCACAAGAACGGUGAGCAAAAAUCCCAGAACCACACGGGGGGACCUAGUGAAUGACCUGCAGAGAGCUGGGACCAAAGUAACAAAGCCUACCAUCAGUAACACACUACGCCGCCAGGGACUCAAAUCCUGCAGUGCCAGACGUGUCCCCCUGCUUAAGCCAGUACAUGUCCAGGCCCGUCUGAAGUUUGCUAGAGUGCAUUUGGAUGAUCCAGAAGAGGAUUGGGAGAAUGUCAUAUGGUCAGAUGAAACCAAAAUAGAACUUUUUGGUAAAAACUCAACUCGUCGUGUUUGGAGGACAAAGAAUGCUGAGUUGCAUCCAAAGAACACCAUACCUACUGUGAAGCAUGGGGGUGGAAACAUCAUGCUUUGGGGCUGUUUUUCUGCAAAGGGACCAGGACGACUGAUCCGUGUAAAGGAAAGAAUGAAUGGGGCCAUGUAUCGUGAGAUUUUGAGUGAAAACCUCCUUCCAUCAGCAAGGGCAUUGAAGAUGAAACGUGGCUGGGUCUUUCAGCAUGACAAUGAUCCCAAACACACCGCCCGGGCAACGAAGGAGUGGCUUCGUAAGAAGCAUUUCAAGGUCUUGGAGUGGCCUAGCCAGUCUCCAGAUCUCAACCCCAUAGAAAAUCUUUGGAGGGAGUUGAAAGUCCAUGUUGCCCAGCGACAGCCCCAAAACAUCACUGCUCUAGAGGAGAUCUGCAUGGAGGAAUGGGCCAAAAUACCAGCAACAGUGUGUGAAAACCUUGUGAAGACUUACAGAAAACGUUUGACCUGUGUCAUUGCCAACAAAGGGUAUAUAACAAAGUAUUGAGAAACUGUUGUUAUUGACCAAAUACUUAUUUUCCACCAUAAUUUGCAAAUAAAUUCAUAAAAAAUCCUACAAUGUGAUUUUCUGGAUUUUUUUUCCUCAUUUUGUCUGUCAUAGUUGACGUGUACCUAUGAUGAAAAUUACAGGCCUCUCUCAUCUUUUUAAGUGGGAGAACUUGCACAAUUGGUGGCUGACUAAAUACUUUUUUCCCCCACUGUAUGUGGUUCAGAAGGAGCAGCUGUGGACGGCCUGUAUAGACGUAGGGGAGCUGUGUGUGUGGCACCUCGCGGAGCCCACCAAGCCCUUCCAGAGGAUCCAGCUGCCCGACUGUGCAGGCGUCACCUGCAUCAUCAAGGUCAAAAACCAGGUGAGACUGUCUGCAGACUGCACUGCAGACCCAAAAUUAAGAUGUUUCUAUUCUACUGUAGUUUCCAUUAACGGGCAUUGCUUGAGUACUCUACUGGACUACUAGAUCCACUACUUACAGUUCGUACUGUGUUUAGGUAUUCUAUUAUGUGAAAGUUGAAUCUAGUGAAAGUAUUCAUUGGUCCAAAUCAGCCUUGGUUCCCCUUCCCACUUUUCUGCUUUUUUUUAUACAUAAUACAGUAGAUAAUGCAUACAUAAUACAGUAGAUAAUGCAUUUAUAAUACAGUAGAUAAUGCAUACAUAAUACAGUAGAUAAUGCAUGUAUAAUACAGUAUAUAAUGUAUUUAUAAUACAGUAGAUAAUGGAUUCAUAAUACAGUAGAUAAUGCAUACAUAAUACAGUAGAUAAAGCAUUUAUAAUACAGUAGAUAAUGGAUUCAUAACACAGUAGAUAAUGCAUACAUAAUACAGUAGAUAAUGCAUACAUAACACAGUAGAUAAUGCAUACAUAAUACAGUAGAUAAUGCAUUUAUAAUACAGUAUAUAAUGUAUUUAUAAUACAGUAGAUAAUGCAUACAUAAUACAGUAGAUAAAGCAUUUAUAAUACAGUAGAUAAUACUGUAGAUAAUGCAUUCAUAAUACAGUAGAUAAUGCAUACACAAUACAGUAGAUAAUGCAUACAUAACCCAGUAGAUAAUGCACACAUAAUACAGUAGAUAAUGCAUUCAUAAUACAGUAGAUAAUGCAUUCAUAACCCGGUAGAUAAUGCACACAUAACCCAGUAGAUAAUGCACUCAUAACACAGUAGAUAAUGCAUACAUAACACAGUAGCUAAUGCCUACAUAAUACAGUAGAUAAUGCCUACAUAAUACAGUAGAUCAUGCAUUCUGACAUGCUGUCCAUUGUCAAUUCAACAUGUCUUAUUAAAAACAGAGAUGUCUCUUAUUAGUCAUAAAAUCACAUCUUUUACCCUGUCCUGUCAGAUCUGGGUUGGCGGCCGCGGCCGGAGCUCGGGGAAGUCCAGGGGGAAGAUCUACGUAGUGGACACCCAGCGACACACGGUGGAGAAGGAGCUGGUAGCUCACACAGACUGUGUCCAGGCACUGUGCUCCGCAGAGGACCGCUAUGUC